Molecule: messenger RNA, 2215 nt
Organism: Solenopsis invicta (red fire ant)
Lineage: Eukaryota; Metazoa; Arthropoda; Insecta; Hymenoptera; Formicidae
Product: protein THEM6
Exons: 6
Coding region: 565-1236 (223 amino acids)
Source: RefSeq, a predicted model, not a curated record
AGAAGGGACAUUUUGGUGCCGGCGACGGCAUCAGUACGCGAAAUAUCAUCGGCAAGAUAGGACCUCUACCACCGUGCGGACGUGUGCGAUACUGGCAAGUGGAUCUUACUCGUCCGUUUAAUACCGAGGUCUUGCUUCCGGAAGAUCUUACCGCGGAAAAUUAGCGGGCUCUUCGUAAAAUCUUCGUAAAAUCUUCGUAAAACCGGAGGCUCAUCGGAGACCUUGAAGAGAACAAUACGUAGCGCGGGGGGUCGGAGAGAGAACGUGUCCUGCCUGAUAAUGCGAAGGAUCGUCAGAAUGACAUCAGUCAUUCAUGUUUCAAGAUAAAUCCGUCGUCGAUGCCGCUGUAUCUCAGUUCGCGGUCCCUCGAAAAAUGAUGCGAGCGCAGCUUGCGCUCUUAUUGACGGGACGUGGAACGCCGUUGACUGCCCAGACGAAUCGAUAAACUGGUGCGAGGUGUUGCGGCGGUGGAGGAUAUCCGGAAGAGUCUCUAGCCGCUCUCGAGGGAAAGGUUCAUCGACGGAUUGAUUUUUGUGGAGCGACUCUCGCACGGCCGCGAUCAGGAUGAUGACUUGCUGGGUCCUCGUCGGGGUCUUCGUUGUCAUCGUGCUCAUUUACAGCUUCGUCGAAUUUCAUUACUUCUUGCGCAUGUCCCUCGCCGUCUUCCUCGCACGCUAUUGCAAAAAAAGGGUGCACAUUCUCGAUGAGACCGUGGUCUAUGGAAUUUGCACUACCAACGAUGUAGACGCCUUUCUGUAUCACAUGAACAACGCGAGGUACCUUCGCGAACUAGAUUUUGCAAGGGCUGAUUUUUACGAGAGAACCGAUCUGUUGCGAGAGGCUUGUGUUCAAGGAUCGGGCAUUGUGCAAGGAGCUACCACUAUACGCUACCGGCGUUUCAUCAAACCGCUAAUGAUCUUUAAAAUAACGUCUAAGAUUAUUUAUUGGGAUGAGAGGAGUUUUUUUAUGGAGCAUCGGUUUAUCACGCCGAGCGAUGGUUUCGUAAGGGCAAUCGCGAUUUGCAGACAAAAAUUUCUUAAAUGUUGCUCCGAUACUGUCAUUGGUGCCCUAUUGAACCAUGGAGUGAAGCAGAAUGGAAAUGUCGAAGCAGGCAUAACGCAGAUAUCUUCUGUGCGGCCAGAGAUGCCACCCGAGGUGAGCAGGUGGAUAGAGAGUAACGAGAUUUCCUCAGCGACGUUGCGGCAGGAAUCAAUCACGGUUAUAACGCACUGUUGACAAACGGACGCCGCGACGUCUAAUGAUGACGUCGUUUCAGCGCCGACAACCACAGCCUUAUAGCAAGCGGAGUAUCGAAAUGCGAGCUCCAUCUCUAAUCAUCGAGAGACGGAUGUCGUUCUGACGGAAUUCCGAAAUCAGAUCGAUUAAUCUUAAAAUUGUUCUCGCGACUGGUGUGUUUAAUUACUUUUGACGGGAUUUAGUGUGACCUUUUUAAAAAAUAAAAAAUAAAUGAUAAAAACGACCUAUGACGAGUCUGGUGUUCCGUAAUUGAUACGGAAUGAACAUAAUUAAUAUAAUCGCAGCGAUUAAUUUUGCCUAGUAUUUCUAUUAAAUGGAUUAGUCGAUUAUUUAAAAUAUCAAAAUGAUUAUAGUUAAAUUCUUAAGAAGAUACUUUUAGAUUUUUAGAAAAAUAUAAUAAUUUUUUGUUACAUCUUUAUAUUUUAUAAUUAUAUAAUAUAAUAUAAUUAUAUAAUACAUUUCAGUGUAUAAGCUCAAUGAGAUGAUUAAAAUAUUAGAGUAUUAAUUAAAAUUUGAAAAUUGGUAUAAUGCACGUUAAGGAAAUUGUAUAAUCGUAUACGUGUAAUAUUUUUGCAUUAAAUGAUAAAAUGUAACUCAAAAUUAGAAACCUAGUGGAGAUUUUUUGUGUGUUUUGUUACGCGCAUUUAUCGUCGAACUAAAUAUUAUUAUUAUUAUAUAUAAAAAUAUAAAAUACACUUUUAACAUGCAAUAGCAUGUUAAUAAGCAAUUGUAACUGAUUUAAAUAUCUUACACUAAUGUUAUAUGUUAUGCAUCUAAAUUUUUUCUAUUUAACAAGAUUGUGUCGAUUGUGAAUAUGGCAGGGAAAUAACAAAUAUUAUCUACCAUGUAACAAUGGAUGUCUAUGUAUUUACAUAGUAUAUUAGGUGCCUUCACACAUUGGGAGAAAUAUAUCUAUGCAUUAAACUAAAUACAUGUCAUUUCGUACUUCUCGAAGAAA